Messenger RNA from Metarhizium album ARSEF 1941, 1938 nucleotides. Its product is annotated as Bicarbonate transporter, eukaryotic. Gene Ontology annotation, molecular function: solute:inorganic anion antiporter activity; borate efflux transmembrane transporter activity. NCBI's taxonomy places the organism in Eukaryota, Fungi, Ascomycota, Sordariomycetes, Hypocreales, Clavicipitaceae. The record is from RefSeq and is a predicted model, not a curated record. Bases 1 to 1938 code for a protein of 645 amino acids. The transcript has 5 exons. Gene Ontology annotation, cellular component: plasma membrane; fungal-type vacuole. Gene Ontology annotation, biological process: borate transport; monoatomic ion homeostasis; monoatomic anion transport.
AUGGACGACGACAGCAGCCGUCUUCCGGCCGGCGAGCCCGCGGCGGCGGGAGAGAAGGGGAAAUGGUACGAGGUCCAUCUGUUCCGCGGCAUGGCCAACGACGUGCGGAGGCGAGCGCCGUAUUAUGGCAGCGACUGGAUGGACGCGUGGGACUAUAGAGUCGUCCCCGCGACGGUGUACAUGUAUUUUGCAAACAUCCUGCCGGCGCUGGCCUUCUCCCUGGACAUGUUCUCCAAGACUGGCUCCAAUUACGGCGUCAAUGAGGUGCUGCUGGCGUCUGUGAUGGGCGCCGUUGUGUUUUCCGUCUUUGCCGCCCAGCCGCUGGUUAUUGUUGGUGUGACGGUUGGUCAUGACUCUUCUUGUCGUCUCUCGUCUCUGGCGGAUUCACCCCCCCCCUCUUUGAUCUUGUGGCGGCGUGUCAGGAAACCUAACGCCAGAGUUAGCACCGUCUACGACAUCAUGAAAGAUGUCCGUGUCGACUACGUUGGCUUCAUGGCCUGGAUAGGCAUAUGGUCCCUCGUCCUACACGUCCUCCUUGCCGUGACGAAUUCGUGCAACUGGCUGCGCUGGGUCACCCGCUUCCCCUGCGACAUCUUCGGCUUCUACGUCGCCUUCAUCUACAUCCAGAAGGGCAUCCAGGUCCUCGACCGCCUGGCCGACGGGCCGUCCUUUUACCUGUCCAUCAUCGCGGCCCUGCUCGUCUCCGCCGUGGCCUACGUGUGCGGCCAGCUCGGCAGGAGCAGUCUGUUCACCCAUCCCGUCCGCGUCUUUCUCAAGGACUACGGAACGCCCUUGACCAUCAUCUUCUUCACCGGCUUCGUCCACAUUGGCCGCAUGGCCCGCGUUCACUUGGACGUCUUGCCCACGGGCAUCGCCUUUGAGCCUACCAGCGGGAGGGCCUGGGUCGUUCCAUUUUGGAAUCUGAGCGUCGGCCAAGUCUUCAUCGCCCUGCCCUUUGCCGUCUUGCUGACCAUAUUGUUCUGGUUCGACCACAACGUAUCGUCUCUCAUCGCCCAGGGCAGCGAGUUCCCGCUCCGCAAACCCCCCGGCUUCCACUGGGAUAUCUUCCUGCUCGGCAUCACCACCGGCGUCGCGGGCAUCCUUGGCCUGCCCUUCCCCAACGGCCUCAUCCCCCAGGCGCCCUUCCACACCGAGUCUCUCUGUGUCACCAAGCCCGUCAAGCGGCUCGAUGAAAAGGGCCAGGAUAAAGGCGACUUCACCCUCGAGGCCACGCACGUCGUGGAGCAGCGCCUGUCCAACCUCGCCCAGGGCCUCCUGACCCUCGGCACCAUGACGGCCCCCCUGCUCGUCGUCCUACACCUCAUCCCCCAAGGCGUCCUGGCCGGCCUCUUCUUCGUCAUGGGCGUCCAGGCCCUCGAGGCGAAUGGAAUCACCGCCAAGCUCGUGUUUCUGGCGCGCGACGCCGCCCUCACCCCCCCUGACACGCCUCUGCGCGCCAUCAAGCGCCGUUCGGCAGUCUGGCUCUUUGUCGCCAUGGAGCUGCUUGGCUUCGGGGCCACCUUUGCCAUUACCCAGACCGUCGCCGCCAUCGGCUUCCCUGUCUUCAUCCUCCUGCUGAUUCCGCUGCGCGCGCUUGUCCUGCCGAGGGUGUUCCGCCCCGAGGAACUGGACGUGUUGGACGCGCCCACGGCAUCGGAUUUCACCAUGGAGGGAAUCGGCGGAUCAUGGGGCGGCGCCGCGGGUGCGUCGUCGUCGUCGUCGUCGUCGUCACCGCCGCCGCCGCCUCGAAGCGGUGACGAGACGGCUGUCUCUAGUCGCUCUGGUUCGAGGGGACCCUACGACAGCGUCCUUGGGAGUCCAGCCGCUGCCAGGGCCAGUCGCGAGGAGAUGGCCGAGUUGGGGAGGGUCACGAGGAGGCUGAGGGCGCAGCCGACGUCGACAAAUCCGCCGGCGGGGAGCUUUUCACGGCAACGGUAA